This is a messenger RNA of Megalobrama amblycephala (Wuchang bream), 1533 nucleotides long. RefSeq names its product diverse immunoglobulin domain-containing protein 2.1 (gene dicp2.1). The record is from RefSeq and is a predicted model, not a curated record. Gene Ontology annotation, cellular component: external side of plasma membrane; membrane raft. Gene Ontology annotation, biological process: T cell activation; positive regulation of ERK1 and ERK2 cascade; interleukin-15-mediated signaling pathway. The coding region runs from base 321 to 1196 and encodes 291 amino acids. Gene Ontology annotation, molecular function: protein tyrosine kinase binding; MHC class II protein binding. Lineage: Eukaryota; Metazoa; Chordata; Actinopteri; Cypriniformes; Xenocyprididae. The transcript is spliced from 6 exons.
AACUGAAAGACCUGCUUUCAGAAACUCUAGAACUGAGCGAGCAGUCUGUCUAUCUGUCUAAAAUCUAUCUAACCUUUCUAUACACUUACAAUGUGUUUAAUUUAGUAGUUUGAUGAGGUCUUGUUUGGUCUGACUGAGUUUUUAAUAAAACUUCAUAAAUAUGAUUUUUCAUCAAAAUGUAAUGCAGGUCACUAUAGCAGAGUGUCAUUAUUACAUGUUAGGCUGACGAUGGGAAGUUAAAGACCACAAGGAAGGGCUGAUGCUGUUUAAAGGAAGAACUGAGUGAAUGAUGAAAACUGAAAGACAGACAGAGACAGAAAAUGGCUGAUAAGAGUAAUAAGGAUCUGCUGGGACUGAUUUUUCUCUGCUCACUUCUCAAAGGUGGACACACAUAUCUCAAUAUGUUCAGAAGUGAUGGUGAGAACAUCAAUCUGCCCUGUAAUAAUGAUCAUACUUACUGCACAUCAACUUCAUGGGGAUAUAGAAAAGAAAGUUCAGAGGCAGUUGUAUUAUUUGAAAAGGGGAUAAAGAAGAAUGACAUAAAGAGACGUGAGAGACUGAGUCUGGGGUCUGACUGCUCUCUGAACAUCUAUAAAGUCACAACUGAAGAUUAUGGAGUUUACACCUGCAGACAAUAUGAGAAUACAGAUACUGAUAUCAGUGUUUAUCUGCAUAUCCUUCAUGUCUCUCCAUCAUCCACACAGACUGAGAUUAGACCUGGCAGAUCUUUCACUCUCUCCUGUCAGUUAUAUAUACAUUAUGGAUAUCCUUGUUAUAACUUCUUCAUUAAAGAGGGAAUUGAGCUGGUCUGGGUGAAUAAGGCUGGUGAAGAUCUGCAAUCAGACUCCAGAUAUCAGAUCUCAUCCUCUCCUCAUCACUGUAUCAGCACUCUGACUACAACACUCCUCCAUGAAGAUGACAACACUGAGUGGACAUGUCAGGUUACUGACGGAACUAAAGUCGAGACCUCAGUCAGAUAUACUGUCACAUACUCGGUCAAUUCAUCAGAAAACAAGUCUUUGGGUGGAUGGUCAGUCAGAGUGAUUAUAACAAUCGCUGAGAUCGCAGCACUAACUGCUCCUACUGUUAUUCUUCUACGGAUCAUCUGUGAAAGAAGAGCUGAUAACAGAAGAAGAGGUCAGGACUCCCAGAGAACAUACAUGAAUGUGAUCAGUGAGAUGAACAAUACUGAAUGAACAACGCUCUUGGCAACUAUAAAAAUAUGCAUUUUUAUUGAUAGGAAAACUUUUACACUUUAAUCUGUGUCAUUGUUACAGUGUAAUUACACAAAUAAGUACUGAGUAAUAUUAAUUUACGUAAUAUGAGGUUAGGGCUUGGUUUACGAUUAGUUUCUUGUAAUGAUGUAUAUUAUACAUAUUAUUACUAUUGUAAGUAACAUGUAACAUGUAUAACAAGUACACUGUAAAAUAUUGUUACCCUGAACUCAUAAUCCAUUGCUUAUGACUUCCCUUCAGUUGAAGCUAUAGGCCUGUAUAUAAUUCAUAGUCUUGAAUAUAAAUCAGAUAUUUUAUA